UACUCUCGCUCGAUGGAGCCCUGAGCCCUGGCGAUAGGUUAGCUUAGGUAGGAUGGAACCUUCCGUACCUGGUUUCAGGAGAUGCCGCCAUGCCUAAUCUGUCAUCUGCACUAAGCUCGAUCUGCAGCGCACAACUUUCAAGCUGCCAAAUCUUUGGACCAGGAACGGUUACGAUCUUCCGGACCUCUACCGAAUAUGAUUUGAAUUCUGGAGAGAGCAUGGUUUCGAUCACGAUUGAAUAUUGCUGGCAGGAUCCCAUCCCCAUACUCCGUAUUCUGGCCACCCCCCCCGGCCUUUGUCCGGCCUGGUUCUCUUGGACUGGCGUGCUCUGUAUCGGCCACCGUUUCAUACGGGUGGUCAAUGAGUGGAGACCUUUUCUCGCCGCCGAUUUCUCUUGUUCGCCGUUCCAGAAGCUGAUCGCAUGGUCCAAUGGUGGUCAAUUCCUUCGAUGAGUGCUCAUGAUGGUUGACCCCACCGGUAUCGUGAGGACUCGGAAAGCCAGGAGUAUCGACUGAUCUUCUGGUCCUCCAAACUGAUGUCUCGUGCCCUAUAGUUACCUUGGUAAUGCGCCGAAACGGUUUUUCUCGGAGACACCGUGGAUCCAGGAUAAGACGUUAUUCAAC
Penicilliopsis zonata CBS 506.65 is the source of this 623-nucleotide messenger RNA. RefSeq lists its product as hypothetical. NCBI's taxonomy places the organism in Eukaryota, Fungi, Ascomycota, Eurotiomycetes, Eurotiales, Aspergillaceae. The record is from RefSeq and is a predicted model, not a curated record. The coding region runs from base 90 to 452 and encodes 120 amino acids. The transcript is spliced from 2 exons.